GGGGCAGCGGCGCGGACAGGAGGAGGUGGCGGAGGUGGCGGCAACGGCGACCCCCGCCCGCCCGUCUGCCUUCGUUCCUCCCUUUCUUUCUUUCCCCCCCCCGUACCAGCGGGUACCGGGCGCUCCCGAGCCGCAUAGGCCGGCACCGGCGCUGGCGCAGCGCGGGCCCGCGGGGGCCUCGGGCGGGCCCGGCCGCCCGUCCCUUAUGUAAGUGACCCCCGGGCUGCGGCGCCGUGUCCGCCACACGUGCCCGGCCCCCGGCGGCGGGGGAGGCCCGGGCGGCGCGGCCUGGGCAGCGCACAUGGGAGGCUCCGCAGCCGGGAGGCUCCGUCAGGCUGGGGGGCGUGGGAGAUGCGGCGGCUGCCGCCAGGAGCUUUCCCUCCUGCCCGGCCACCCGCGCACGCCCUCUGUUUUCGCCCCUUCCGUCGUGUUUCUGGAGGGUUUUUCUUUACUUUUUUCUAAUUCCUCCUUCCCCUCCCCCGCCGGGCUUCGGGGUUGUAUUCCAUGAGGAGGCGGGAAAUGCGCUCCGUGCGUAGAGCGGCGAUUGCGGGACGUGGGAUGGGUGCAGUGGGGAGGCCACAGCUUUAGAAGGAUCCAGUGCGAUUUGUGGGGGUCUCUGGGUCUUUGCACGAAGCAAAGCAUCACGAAGCAGAGUUGCUGCUGGCUUAAACAAAAGUGCUCGGUGCCUUUCUUAAUAAACUUGAAGAAUGCGAGACCUAACGGCUCAGGUAACGAGCAGUCUGCUGCAGUUUCCAGAGGUGACUGUUGAGGCACUUGGGGAAGAUGAGAUCACCCUAGACUCUGCACUGUGUGGGAAGUUUUCUGGAGGCAGAAGCGGCCUGGCGUGGCUGGCGUGCGGGCCCCAGCUGGAGGUGGUGAACUCGGUGAGCGGAGAGCGGCUCUCUGCGUAUCGCUUCAGCGGAGUGAACGAGCAGCCUCCCACCGUCCGCGUGGUGAAGGAGUUCUCUUGGCAGAAGAGGACUGGACUCCUGGUUGGGUUGGAGGAAACAGAGGGAAGCGUUCUCUGUCUGUACGACCUUGGGAUCUCAAGAGUGGUUAAAGCAGUUGUUCUUCCAGGAAGGAUGAAGAGUUUGAAGAGGGAGCACCACUCCCAGCUUGAAGGAGGAAGAAUUCCUGUCUAUGCAGUUACUUUUCAAGAGCCUGAGAAUGAUCCCCGCAAUUGUUGCUACUUGUGGGCUGUUCAGUCUACACAACAAAGUGAAGGUGAUGUUGUGAGUUUACAUCUGUUGCAGUUAGCAUUUGGUGACAGGAAACGCCUGACAUCAGGACAAGUCAUGUAUGAGGGUUUGGAAUACUGUGAUGAAAGGUACAGUUUAGAUCUCAGUGGUGGAAUCUUUCCCUUGAGAGGGCAGACCAGCAAUACUAAAUUACUCAGCUGUCAGACCAUAGAAAAAUUUCGCAACCAUGCUGACAGAGAGGACAGCGUUAAUGAAGUAAUCUCUCCUGACACCAGUGUAUCAAUCUUCAGUUGGCAAGUAAAUACCUAUGGUCAGGGAAAACCAUCUACUUAUUUGGGAGUGUUUGACAUCAAUCGCUGGUAUCACGCUCAAAUGCCAGACUCACUGAGGCCAGAAGAAUUGCUUCAUGAUUGCCCCUAUUUUGCACUGUGGUCGCUGGAUCCUGUAAUAAGCAUGACUUCUCCAAACCUCAUUUUGGAUAUUCUGGUACACGAGCGUAGUCUAAGUCGGGGGGUUCCUCCUUCUUAUCCACCACCUGAACAGUUUUUUAAUCCAAGCACCUAUAAUUUUGAUGUGACAUGCUUGCUCAACUCGGGAGUUGUUCACAUGACUUGCACCGGCUUCCAGAAGGAGACCCUGAAGUUUUUGAAGAAAUCUGGUCCUUUAAUAAGUGAAGCCAUUCGUGACAGCUACACUCGGUGUCUUGUAGCUGGCUUGCUGUCUCCAAGACUGGUUGAUGUCCAGCCAUCCAGUCUGAGUCAGGAGGAGCAGUUAGAAGCAGUGUUGUCAGCUGCUGUGCAGACGGGUUCUUUAGAACUUCUGACGGGAUGCAUUAAACACUGGACUUGUGAAGAGCAGCCAAGUUCUGCUGUAAAUUUACGGUUUGUUCUUGAGUGGACGUGGAACAAAGUGAUCUGUACAAAAGAUGAACUGGACCAAAUAUGUGUUCCGCUGUUUGACGGCUCCUGCAACUUCAUUGACCCGCAGACAUUACAGUCCCUUCAGCACUGCCAGCUGCUGCUGAGCAACCUCAGCACAGUCCUGAACUGUUUCCUGACAGAAGCCCGAGAGCUGACUGAGAAAGGUUUUUCAGACUUGGCAAAUAAGCAGAUGGUAACCAACCUCAUUUUUUUGUAUGCACAAGUGGUGAUCUGGUUCUGUCGAUCCAGUCUCCUUCCCGAGGGUUUAGAUGAUCACAUGCAUUUGUCCAGACUUUUCUACAAUUACCCUUUGAUUCAGAGCUACUAUACGGGUCACCGAGAGAAACUCGAGCGCUUAUCAAGAGGCAAAUGGGAUUCUGAUUGCUUGAUGAUUGAUGGAAUGGUUUCCCAGUUGGGAGAGGAAGUGGAGAAGUUGUGGCAGAGGGAUGAAGGCGGCACUGGGAAAUACCCACCUGUUAGUUUACAUGCACUGCUGGAUCUCUAUUUGCUAGAAAGCAUUGAUGAAAGCGACAAACAUGCAAUUACAAUUUACUUGCUGCUGGAUAUCAUCCAUUCUUUUCCAGAUAAAACAGAAACUUUACUUGUUUCCUUUCUAACUGCCUUUGCUAUCCCUUGGGGUCUUGUUAAGCUGAUUCAAGGGUUUUGGCUCCUAGAUCACAAUGAUUAUGAAAAUUCCCUGGCCCUGCUCUUCCAUCCAGCUACAAUCAAGACUGUGUCAUGGCAACACAUGAGGAUAAUUCAGUCCCUCAUGUGCCAGGGAGAGCACAGGCGAGCCCUCAGGUACCUGCAGAUGAUGAAGCCAUCGAUGUCCAGCAGCAGUGAAGUGCGGCUCUUCCUCACCGUGUUGUUGUCCAAUAGGUGCAUGGUGGAGGCUUGGGGUCUGUUGCAGCAGCACACCACGAAGUUAAACAUAGAAGAGCUGCUCAAGCACAUGUAUGAAAUCUGUCAGGAGAUGGGGCUGAUGGAGGAUUUGCUGAAGCUGCCCUUCACAGACACAGAAAAAGAGUGUUUGGAGAAGUUUUUACAGACCAAAUCUGGUGUUCAGAAUCAUGAAUUCCUCCUAGUCCACCAUCUGCAGCGUGCCAACUACAUCCCAGCACUCCAGCUGAAUCAGUCCAUGAAGGCCAAUCUGAUGAACGAUCGUGAUCCUCGCUUGAGAGAGAGAGCAGUUGCCAGAAAUUCUCUGUUAGACCAAUAUGGCAAGAUCCUUCCCACAGUUCAGAGGAAGCUGGCAGUAGAGAGAGCCAAGCCGUACCGUUUGCCUUCAUCGGUCCUAAGAGAAGUCCCAAGGCCAAAGCCAUUAUCGACAGCAACAAGGCAGGCUAAUGCAGGAAAUGUGCAUACGAGAACAAGUUUAAUCACUAAAGUACUAUCCAGAUUUAAAGAAGCAUGGCUAGGAAACAAGACAACCAAUUUCUCAGAGUAUAAUAAGUUGCUGGAUUUGGUGGUUCGUCCUGUUCCUUCCCGCUCUGUGGCACAGGAUGAGAGCUGGCAGUCCCCGUGCAGAGCUUCUACAUCCAGCCCCCUGGGAUCAAACACACAUUGCUCCAGCUCCCAAAACAGUCUGCCAAGAGCAUCAGAGCAGAAUGUACUGGAAACUGCUCCUGUGGUCAAGGUUUGUAUUUUAAGAAGUCAGUAGCAACCAACCAAACCAGAAGCUUGUGGGCUUUGUUUAAAAGGAAACCCCUGGGUUCAAAUUGUGAGGUAUUUUUAGCAUGCAUGUAGUUAUUGUAUACACAGUCCUUUUCGAAGCAGUAAAAUGGGAACAGAGGGAAAGUUUAGUUUUCACUUAAUUGGAGUGGUUACCUUGUCCCACAGCUUUGAGAAAUACUCUUGUUUUUAUUGCAUGGAACAAAGUUCAACCUGGACUUUUCAACCUGCCUAAAGAUGCAAUUUGUGGCUUAACCGUGUCAUUAUUUAAGUGCCAAGUAGUUUUGUGCAGUUUUAUGUGCAUUUCUACAAUCAAGAACAGUGCUUCAAACUCUUAAUCCAGUCACAUGAAUGACAACUGAGCAAUGUCAGUCUCUGUCAAGAUUCAGUGAUGACUCUCUGCUGCAGUUUUGCUUAUCAGUUGUUUGUGUUAAGCUGUAUUUCCAGUCACUGCCAUCAAACUGUUACCAUAAGGCAGUAACACCUGACAUGGCCCCUUGCUGCUGAUCUUUUUGCCUUUGCCUACCUGAAUGAAAUCACUGCCAUCUCCCUAAAUUAUAACCUUUUUCUUGUUAUGAAAUAUCAUCUGUACUACUGAACUAGCUUCAUCCUUCUCCUUUUUAACUCUUUCAAUACUGCAAAACAUUUCUGAGCCAGGAAGACCUGAACACUGCUACAUGAAGCUAUGUAGGUAUGUUUACAGCACGAUCCCCUCAUCUUGUGUGCAGACUGAUUAAUUAGUGCAGAAAUAAGCUGUGGCUGUUGCCCUGUUGACUGGUCUCUGGAAUACAGUAAUUGAAAAUGCUGCCUUGUAGAAUAAUGGUUUGUGCCUUUUAAAAGAGCAGUGUAGAAAUUGCAAAAAUUACUGGGAUAGGAGAGAACAUUGUAGACAACAAGAUGCUAUAUUCUUGUUUCUUCGGGAAAUUUGAAAAGUAACCUUUCUUUUGUCACAACUGAAGCUUUAAGCAUUCCCAUUUAAGCACUGGGGACCAAUUGUACUUCACCCUGUCAGAGGCAGUGGGGCACUCUGGCUGUGGAGCAGUGCCGAGGAUACUGCAAUGUUAUGGGCACUGCUGGCUGUGUACACACCUUGUGCUGGAAAACUGCUCCUGGUCAUGGCAGUGACAAAUGGUCAAUUCUGAACAGAAAUAUCAGAAACAGAGCAUGUGAACUGCACACAGGGACUGCUCUGGUCCCUGUGCCUCAAGUACAUAAACUUGCAGCUGUAAGGUAGUACAGAAUGUGUACAUAUGUUUCACAUUCAGGGGUGAGUGGAAGGGAAAAACAGCUUUUCAGUGUCUUUAAUUUCUUCUAGCUCAGUGUGAAAUUACUGUUUGCUACUGAAUAAAAGCAUUAACA
Pyrgilauda ruficollis (rufous-necked snowfinch) is the source of this 5149-nucleotide messenger RNA. RefSeq names its product AT-hook containing transcription factor 1 (gene AHCTF1). Bases 708 to 3779 code for a protein of 1023 amino acids. NCBI's taxonomy places the organism in Eukaryota, Metazoa, Chordata, Aves, Passeriformes, Passeridae. The record is from RefSeq and is a predicted model, not a curated record. The transcript has 25 exons.